GAUGCACUAAAUCAUAAUCAGUGGCUUCAUCUAGCUUGCCAUGGAAUGCCACAUCGGACGCAAUCGUUCGACUCUUCCUUCGCAAUGCGCGAUGGGCCGUUGAUGAUCAAGGAAAUCAUCCGGUCCAACUGGCAGAACCUGGAGUUUGCAUUCUUAUCGGCUUGCCACACAACCGUGGGCCAUGAAAAGAGUCCCGACGAGGCGAUACAUCUCGCUGCGGCGAUGCAAUUCUCUGGAUUUCGCAGUGUGAUAGGUUCCAUGUGGUCUGUCGACGAUGAGGUUGCACGACAGGUUGUGUCCGUUUUUUACGACAAACUGGUCGAUGGCUCAGGGAGAUUGGACUGCACACGGGCUGCGGUAGCGUUGCACAAGGCUGUGAAAUCGUUGCGCAAGAAGAUUCCACUAGAACAACAGAUCGUGUUUGUCCACAUAGGUCUCUAGUUUGAUUGAUUCGUCAUGUUAUCGCAUUCUAUGUUAUCCUGAUUGCUUUCAUUACCCUGUUGUCCCACCUAGAUCCCAGUUAUCCAAAUUAUGUCUGCACGAUACUCUGUUUUUUUUUCCGUUGUGUACAAGUACAAUGUUAGCCACAAUGAAACCGA
Molecule: messenger RNA, 599 nt
Organism: Suillus clintonianus
Lineage: Eukaryota; Fungi; Basidiomycota; Agaricomycetes; Boletales; Suillaceae
Product: CHAT domain-containing protein
Exons: 1
Coding region: 46-441 (131 amino acids)
Source: RefSeq, a predicted model, not a curated record